GCGCGGAGCCUUCCCCUCAGAGGCGACGAGGACGCGGCCGAGGAUGAUGCGGCUGCGGGGCGCGGCGCUGCUGCGGGACCUGCUGCGCUUCAGCCGGAGCGGCGCGGCGGCGGCGGCGGCGGCGGCGGCGCUGACGGUGGGCGGCGGGCUGGGCUGCUGCCGCCGCCUGGCCCUGAGGCGCCUCCACGCCGCCCGGCCCGGCGCCCGCGCCUUCUGCACCCGCUCCGAGGGCAUUCUGGAGGAGCCCGGCAAGGGACCCCCGGCCGCCGCCCAGCCGCCCGCCCCGGCCGCCGCCCACAACAGCCACGGCGCCGAGCCCGGCAAGGACGCCGCCGCGGGGGCCGAGAAUAAGAUAAAGCAAGGCCUUCUCCCCAGCUUGGAGGACUUGCUGUUCUAUACCAUUGCAGAAGGGCAAGAGAAAAUACCAGUGCACAAGUUCAUUACGGCUCUCAAAUCUACGGGUUUACGUACAUCUGAUCCAAGGCUGAAAGAAUGUAUGGAUAUGCUAAGAUUGACUCUACAGACAACCUCCGAUGGUGUCAUGCUAGAUAAAGAUCUCUUCAAAAAGUGCGUUCAAAGCAAUAUUGUCUUGCUUACUCAGGCUUUCCGGCGAAAGUUUGUGAUUCCAGAUUUCAUGUCCUUUACCUCUCACAUUGAUGAGCUGUAUGAAAGUGCUAAAAAGCAGUCUGGAGGAAAGGUUGCUGACUAUAUUCCCCAACUGGCUAAGUUCAGUCCCGAUUUGUGGGGAGUGUCUGUUUGCACAGUGGAUGGACAAAGACAUUCCAUUGGAGAUACCAAAGUCCCAUUUUGUCUUCAGUCCUGUGUAAAGCCUCUGAAGUAUGCUGUUGCUGUUAAUGACCUUGGCACGGAAUAUGUACACAGAUACGUCGGUAAAGAACCGAGUGGUCUGAGAUUCAACAAACUGUUCCUCAAUGAAGACGACAAACCCCACAAUCCUAUGGUGAACGCUGGAGCGAUUGUGAUUACGUCCUUGAUCAAGCAAGGAGCAAAUAAUGCAGAGAAAUUUGACUAUGUGAUGCAGUUCAUGAAUAAGAUGGCUGGAAAUGAAUAUGUUGGGUUCAGUAAUGCCACGUUCCAGUCUGAAAGGGAGAGUGGAGAUCGAAAUUUUGCUAUAGGCUAUUAUCUAAAAGAGAAAAAGUGUUUCCCAGAAGGUACAGAUAUGGUUGGCAUCCUGGACUUCUACUUCCAGCUGUGCUCCAUUGAAGUGACCUGUGAGUCGGCUAGCGUGAUGGCGGCGACACUGGCGAACGGAGGGUUUUGCCCAAUCACCGGCGAGAGGGUCCUGAGUCCUGAAGCCGUUCGAAACACUCUCAGUUUAAUGCAUUCCUGUGGCAUGUAUGAUUUCUCUGGACAAUUCGCCUUCCACGUUGGUCUUCCUGCAAAAUCAGGGGUUGCCGGUGGCAUUAUCUUGGUGGUUCCGAACGUGAUGGGGAUGAUGUGCUGGUCACCUCCUCUGGACAAGAUGGGCAACAGUGUUAAAGGGAUACAUUUCUGUCAUGAACUCGUUUCUCUGUGCAAUUUCCAUAAUUAUGACAACUUGCGGCAUUUUGCAAAGAAGCUUGAUCCUCGUAGAGAAGGUGGCGAUCAACGGGUAAGUCCCAGGCCUUGGGAUGGAUUCCUACUACCAUGAGUAGGAGGGAGCCGGCUGCUAGUGCUCUUCUUCAGAUGCUUGCACAAGGGUGCAGACAAUAGGUAGGUUGUGUAGUUGUUCUCCAUUCCUCUUGCUUUUAUGAGGUCUUGUGCCUGAGAGACAGUAUGUUUCUUGCACUGCACUCCAUUGCAAGGUUUGAAAGUCUUUCUUACAAAAGACUUCCAUGCAUGGAAUGGCAUCUUUUGCAUCUGCCCCAUUUACUCAAAAGCAAGUUGUUGCCCUCUGCUACUCAAUUUCAGUAAAGCCCAUUAUUUAACUUGUGCAAUGUGGGCGAGGCUGAAAACAGGUCAAGAUAGCAAGGUUUUCUUUUUCCAAACGUUAUAUAGCAGUAUGUAAAAAAGCUACUUAAAUAUAUGACAUAUGAAUAUUAAAAUGUACCACAAUAUAAAAAAUAGCAUUCCCAAAUUAAUAGUAGCAUAUUGGAACAGUGUCUUUUAGAGGUGGGCACGAUCCGGGAAAAACCUGAACCGUGUGGUUUGUGGUUCGCCAUGUUUCACGAACCACGAACUUUCACGAACUUGCCCAGUUCGCAAACCGGUUCAUUUGGUUCGUGAAAACGUCACUUCUGGGGCUGCAGAAAGCCCAUCCCCUCCGUUGCCCAGGGAACUGAUCGCUUGGCACCAGGCUGUCUGUAGUGAUGAACCAAAAAACGAACCAAAUGACCCGGCCUAAAGUUUGUGGUGGUUUGUCAGAAAUGGGCUCUGACAAACCGCCUGCUCGCAAACCACGAACCAGCCUGGUUCUGAUGAAUUUUGGUUCAUAUUUCGGUUUGUGCCCACCUCUAGUGUCUUUUAUAUUGAGUCAUUUACUCAUGAAGCCUAUGAAGUUGACUGUAGCUUAGGCAGAAAAGCUCAAGUUACCUGAGAAUUAUGUCAGAAACUUGUGUCAUGUGUUAUGCCAGAAACUUAUAUCAUGUGUGUUAAGAGAGUAUUUGGGUUGCAUAAAAUUUCAGGAGCGGUAAAGGUGUAACUUCACCCAUGAUUGUCUGAGAUCAGGGUGAGCAGAGAAACAGCUGAUCACUAAUGCACACCACUGUCCAAUUUCAGGUAGACCCCUUGGCCCUUUUGGGUCAUUCUGGGAUUCUGAUGAAGAAGUAGACUAACGCUAUCUGCAAAGGCACUUCUUACGUUCUUAAGCAAGAAGGAAACUCGGGAUCACUUAAAACAAAUUAGCUCUGGGAUCCAGUUUGCUAGUUGGAGUCUGGUGCGUUGGGAGAUCCCAACUAUGCAAAUUUGCCUUGUUUUAAUUUUAAAGCACGCUCAGAAAUUGUGAGGGUUAAGUUGAUCAUGCAGAAUUGAUGCAAGCCUAGAUUGGGGUCACUCACACUCUCACAUUGUCAUGAGGCAGUGAGAGAGAGAGGAUUUAAGUUGCUACAUUGCAGUCCUGUGCAGAGGAACUGCAGUCUAAGUGCACUGUUCAGAAGUCAUUUUCUCCCCUCCCCUUGCUUUAGUGGAGGUGGAUUCUCCCCCGGCGUUUUUCCCUACACCUCUCCUUAAGGCAGAGAUUCUCUUACUGUAGCUUGAGACCCGGAAGUGUGUUGUGGCUCUCACAAGUGGGUCCCAGAGGCGAGUAGGAGGCUCAGUGGUCAAUCUGGGUUCGCCUCUGCAGAAUGUACAAGAAAUAUAGCAGAAGGCAUGAAAAAUAAACUAUAAACCUGUUCACCAUUAUUUGAUGCGAGAUUCCUGUGUUGUAUGUCAGGGAGGGAGAAAACCGUGUGGAAUUCCUGCUGGGUUUUUUGGCACCCACUGGCAAAGUACAUUUAGAAGGGGUUUACACUUCAAGAUGUUUGAAAUGUACUGCCCUACAGAUACCUGCCCCACUCUUUGAAUAGGAUAUGCCUGCUUGAUAGUGACCCCCAGAAGUCUAGGACGUCCUUACUCUGGCAUUGAAAGUUUCAGGUGGGUCUAAAGUAGAAGAGUAAGAUUUGGGAUUUGGGUUAAGCAGCACCUUAGAGACCAACUAGAUUUCCAGGGUAGGAGCUUUCGAGAGGGAGCUUUGCUCAUGCCUAAGAAAGAAAAUGGUUCCGACCACAUCAAAAUGAAGGUUGGACCGGAGUGGAUGGGCUCCUCUAACUUGUGUCAGUUGUCUGGCAGCCAGGGGGGGAGAGGGGGUUGCAUCUCAAAGCAUUUGGCAGCAGAAAAUUGACCUCCCAUAUUUUACAUCCAUGCGUUUGCUGACGGAGCAAAUUAUUUUCCUUUAUUAACAUAGGCUUGGAUCCCAAGUUGCUUGUUUGUCAGCCCAGUAGCAGCCCCUCUGGUUGAAUGGCUUUUCCACCUGGAGAUUUUUGCUGGUUCCUCUCACACUUCCUUUGGGUGCACUGAGCCAGAGAAAUACAAUUUUAGCAUGGGGGAGCACAGGAGGCUUCGCUGGAGGGGGAGACGGAGAAGUUGCCUUACUGUAGUGAAACCACACUCACGCGGCUUAGGAUUCAAGCCAUAAUGCCUACUCCUACACCGGCAUGCAAGACACAGGUUUCAUUCAGGAGGCUGAAAGUGGUCUUUGAGCCUUCCUCAUAGGGUGAGCGUCCUUCAUAAAGAAUAGAGUUUGGUGACAAAAAACUAGCUGAGAAUCGCUGUACACUGACCUGUACAACAGCCUGAAAGAGCAGGUUAUGAGAUUAGUCAGCUAAUAGAGAACAUUGGCUGUAUUUCAGUAAAAAUUAUGUUGUUAAAAAGUUGAUAGAAUAUUAAAUGUUUUUGUUGCAAUAUCUUAAUAAAACUUUAGUAUACGUCUGUGUUAACAGCAACUCCAGUUCUUGAUAUUUAAGUAUUAUAUUUAUCGUUUCCCCGCCCCUCUUCUUCCCCUUGCUGGCUUCAUUAAUGUUUCCCUGAAAUGUAAACUUUGUUUUGGCUUGUGUUUGUUUUUGGCCUCAGUUUCAGUCACCUAUUUUGUGUUCAUAUUUCAUUUGCAUUGUAUGUUUAUGUAUCUUCAGCACAUACACUUUUGUAUUAUAAUAAAUAUAUUUUAAGCCGA
Molecule: messenger RNA, 4645 nt
Organism: Eublepharis macularius
Lineage: Eukaryota; Metazoa; Chordata; Lepidosauria; Squamata; Eublepharidae
Gene: GLS
Product: glutaminase
Exons: 15
Coding region: 44-1651 (535 amino acids)
Biological process (GO): L-glutamine catabolic process
Molecular function (GO): protein binding; glutaminase activity
Source: RefSeq, a predicted model, not a curated record